CCCACACAAAGAUUCUAAUUGAGCUCCCUCAAGCCUUCCCCCUCAUGGACACAUACGACGACUCAGAGACUCCAUUUAUUCCUACGUUGGGUGCCAAACCACGAACAACUAAAGGAAGAAAACUAUCUCGCAGAACGAUAUGCGCUGCUCUGGCAGGUAUAUCCUUGCUUGGCUUUGGAUUUCUCCUACUCAAGCCCUCGAGCCAUCUGGACACACCGAAUGUGCCUUCACAUUCUGCCGCCUCCAACUCGCCGUCAUAUCUUCAAGGUCCACCUACCCAACGCUUUCGAGACAACCUUCGUAACGACACAAAAUACAUUACAUCGUUUUCUUCAGCGGGAUGGACGAAUGACGUGAUGACCUAUGGCAAUUUAAUCUACCUGGCACUCCUAACAGAACGUAUUCCCAUCAUUGCAAAAUUCCUCUCUUCUCAUAUCGACUCAAGUGAACCUCCAUUUGCUUUUGGGGAAGUUUUUGAUGUCCCUCGGCUUAGCCAAGCCAUAGGCAUCCCCGUACUUGAAUGGCACGAAGUAAAGGACUCGGAAAGUCAGGUUCUCGAUGAUCUUGGUGGUUGGAGCGUCUGGGAAAGCGUUGAAAGAUACAAGGAGGAUCCCCGUCCUCGUGCAAGUCCCAUCAUAGAUCGCCUCAAGCUCGAUAUUUCGUGGACGCGAACCCCAGAUUGGGUCAAGCUCACACCUCCUGACAUAAUAGACGACCACGCCUCGUUUUGGUCCCUUGCAACACUUGCGUUUCCGCAGGCUCGCUCGGAAAGCCUGAGAUUACCGAAUCAUCCUUCUCCUCAGCAUCAGGUUUCACUUCCCCCAGACGACCAGCUACUAUGCUUCGAUUUUCUUUACUUCAUAGGCGCCCAACGUCCAUGGGAAUGGGAGAUGGAUUAUUCUCCUGCAUGGAGAUUUGUAGGCCAACACAUGCGAUGGAAUGUAACCAUGGAAAAGCUUGCCGAUGCGCACGCCCGGCGUGCCAUGAAUGUGCCAGUCGACGAACCAGUACCUCCCUAUAUAUCCGUUCACAUACGGCAUGGUGACUUCCGCGAUCAGUGUCAUGGCCUUCCUUUGGAUCAGUGCUUUGCCUCCCUGUCUAUCAUUGCGCGCAGGGUAUCCGAGGUGCAAGAAGAACUUCGCACGCAAAAAGGGAUCGAGGCCACACAUGUUAUCAUGACGAGCGAUGAGUCUGACCCGGAAUGGUGGUCAGAGGUCCGGGCAUUGGGCUGGACGUGGGUAGACUAUGCGACAGACCGGACGGAGGAAAUCUAUGGAAAGUGGUAUCCGGUGUUCAUCGAUGCUAUUAUUCAGUCGAAUGGAGCGGGCUUUGUUGGCACUCGUGGGUCCACAAUGUCCAAUCUGGCUCGCCGCAGAGUGCAGACGUGGCACAAUGGACCAACUCGGAUCGUCCAAUGGGGGUGGCCGGGCGCUGAUGACCAUUGAUGUGAUCGGAAAUUCGGAAUCGAGAUGACCUUGCGCGCCGCAAAACUCGCUGGCCGAAAUGAUUUCUAUUUUUCCAAUGGGCAUAAUCUCCGGGCUCGAAUUCACAGCGGGAGGCAACAAAACCUCCAUGUAUUUAUUCGCUAAUGGUACUGGGACUGAGAUCCAGUACCUCAUCACGCAUUUCGUUCAUCUGCUGCUCAAGUGUCGAGGACACUCUUCCUCACUCAAUAGAGCACAAGAUUAUAUUAAGACUACCUAGUCAAACCGAGAUAUACUACGAGUAUACCAUACGCACUGUUGUUGGGCUAACAUUACAGCGACGAUAAACGAGUUCAUGUAUUUUAAUUUUUUG
Molecule: messenger RNA, 1797 nt
Organism: Suillus discolor
Lineage: Eukaryota; Fungi; Basidiomycota; Agaricomycetes; Boletales; Suillaceae
Exons: 7
Coding region: 45-1445 (466 amino acids)
Biological process (GO): protein O-linked glycosylation via fucose
Molecular function (GO): peptide-O-fucosyltransferase activity
Source: RefSeq, a predicted model, not a curated record